CGUAAGUGUGACGCAUUGAGCACUGACGUUGUGCAUUUAUGCUAAUUCCUCUCAAAGUUAUGAGCUGAGGAAAUUUCGAAAGUGACAAAGUUUGACAAAGUAAAUUCUAAAACUUCAUGAAGAGUUGAAAUUACUUGUAUUUUCUUAGGGUAUAUUAAUUGAACUUAAGGGGGUCUCGACUCUAGAGACUUCAUUCCACACAUUUGAAUGUCGGACAUAUCCGUUCAAGAAUUGCGGCGUGGACUGUUCAGUAUAAUCUGGAAAUUGAAAUUCACAGGCAGUUCUGAGAAAGUUGAACCAGUUGAACUUUGUGGAUCCCAGGUGGGGCAAAAAAUAACCAUAUCUUACAUUGAAAACUCCACAAAAGGAAAAUCCAAGAACAAAUAUGAAUAUACCCUCCUUGUCAAAGAAACUUCAUGGGGUAACACCACAAGUGAUGAUUCACAGCUUAACGAAAGCAGUCAAGUUGUUGAAGAAAUGCAACUGGUUCAAAAACAGAUGUAUGAAGUAAACAAAGAAACACUUGUGAAAAAAAAAUCAGCAGAUCCUCUAAAAUUGCUGAAAUCUGAAAUGUCCAGCCCAAUACAUAUUUGGAUUAAAAGCAGAUCCAUCUAUAGACCAUACUAUCCACUGAAAAAAAUUGAUUCUUUCAAGUGGAAAGCAGUAGGCACUACGAAUCAGCAACGAGAUGUUCUUUUAUUGUGCGUUGAUUUCGGCUCGACUAAUAAAAGUGAACGAAACAUCAUCACCGGAUUGACAGAGAUGUUCAACAACCAACAUCGCUGCGACGUCCAGUUCAAGUUCAUCAAUGAACAAACGAUCGGUGCCCAUAUUUUGAUUCUGUCUGCUGGCAGUCCCGUCUUCGCUGCAAUGUUUCAGCCGUGCAUUUCGGAGUCAACAACCCGUCAGGUGACCAUUACCGACAUCAAAAUGGAAGUCUUCCGGCAGCUAUUGAUUCACUUGUACUCGGGCAGUGCACCGAAGAUAGAAGAAGAAAUCAUCACCCAACCGCUCUACCUGGCUGCGGAUAAAUACGACAUCGAGACCCUCAAAAGCGACUGCAUCGACGUGCUACUGAAAAAAUUGGACAUCAACAACGCCAUCGAAAUGUUAGGUUGGUCUCAUUUGCAUUUCAUACCGAAGUUGUUUGAAUUCGCACUGAAGUUCUUGACGGAUAAUAGACGCGAAAUCUGUCUCCUCCCCAAAUGGCUAGACUUCGUCAGGAACCACCCGGAAUUGUGUGCGCUUGUCACAAAGCGUAUGGUUGUUUAAUCUGAUUUUAAAACAAAAAACUUUUGCUGUUACUGUAUGUUGAUUGCACAGCGCGUAUACUUUUUUUUACAACACAGAAAACCUUUUUGUACUUUUUAGAACUUCGUGAAAUUAAUGUAAUAAGGAAAUAAAUCUUUUAAAACUAG
This is a messenger RNA of Daphnia pulicaria, 1418 nucleotides long. RefSeq lists its product as uncharacterized. Gene Ontology annotation, cellular component: nucleus; cytoplasm. The transcript is spliced from 3 exons. Bases 208 to 1272 code for a protein of 354 amino acids. Gene Ontology annotation, molecular function: ubiquitin protein ligase binding. Lineage: Eukaryota; Metazoa; Arthropoda; Branchiopoda; Diplostraca; Daphniidae. Gene Ontology annotation, biological process: proteasome-mediated ubiquitin-dependent protein catabolic process; regulation of proteolysis. The record is from RefSeq and is a predicted model, not a curated record.